Camelus dromedarius (Arabian camel) is the source of this 1778-nucleotide messenger RNA. RefSeq names its product RNA binding motif protein 11 (gene RBM11). Gene Ontology annotation, biological process: regulation of alternative mRNA splicing, via spliceosome. The transcript has 5 exons. Gene Ontology annotation, cellular component: nucleus. NCBI's taxonomy places the organism in Eukaryota, Metazoa, Chordata, Mammalia, Artiodactyla, Camelidae. Gene Ontology annotation, molecular function: single-stranded RNA binding. The coding region runs from base 43 to 756 and encodes 237 amino acids. The record is from RefSeq and is a predicted model, not a curated record.
GUGGUCUCGGGGCCUCUGACAACCUCGGGCCGAGACGGAGGGAUGUUCCCUGCUCAGGAGGAAGCAGACAGGACGGUGUUUGUAGGAAACUUAGAGGCCCGAGUGCGGGAAGAGAUUCUGUACGAGCUGUUCCUUCAGGCUGGGCCAUUAACCAAAGUAACUAUAUGCAAGGACAGAGAAGGAAAGCCAAAGUCUUUUGGAUUUGUCUGCUUUAAGCACCCAGAAUCGGUGUCUUAUGCCAUAGCUUUGCUGAAUGGAAUUCGUUUAUAUGGAAGACCAAUUAAUGUGCAGUAUCGAUUUGGGAGUUCUCGCUCUUGUGAACCAGCUAACCAAAGUUUUGAAAGCUGUGUUAAGAUAAAUUCACACAAUUACAGAAAUGAAGAAGCUGUGGGCAGAUCUUCCUUUCCCAUGCAGUUCUUUCCAGUUAAUAAUGCAGCUUUACCUCAAGAAUAUUCUUUUUUUCAGAAGAUGCAGUGGCAUGCAUAUAAUCCAGCAUUGCAACUCCCUUACUAUGAGAUGACAGCACCACUUCCUAACAGCACAUCAGUGCCUUCCUCCUUGAGUCAUGUUGCAGAUCUAGAGGCUGGACCCAGCUCUUAUGAAUGGCCUCACCAACAACCAAGUGACUCAGACCUUUAUCAGACGAAUAAACGAAAGAGGCAAAAACAAACUAGUGAUAGUGACAGCAGCACAGAAAACAGUAGAGGAAAUGAAUAUAGCCAGAAGUUCCGCAAGUGCAAGAAAAAAAGAUAUUAGUAUUUACCUUCAAAUGAAAUGGAUCUACACUGGUCUUACUUCCCUUAAAAGAAGAAAAAAUCUAUAUUCCACUAAAUGACCAAUUUCAUGAAAUAUAUAAUAAUAUGACAUCUGAUUUGCUAUUCAGUUUUUGUCUUGAAUGACAAAAACUUAGAAAUAAUAUAACAUGCUUUUUGUAUUUGUAAUGGUGGUGUUAACAAGAAGUACACUUUGAAUUGUUGUAUUUUUGUAUCGAUGAUGAACUUGCUCUACACUAUUAAUGAAAAGUCUCUUUUACUGAGCACUUAGGGACAGGCACCAUGCUCUCCUCGAUUGUCGAUUGUCGCCUGUAACCCUCAGCUGUAAAUAAGCUGAGAUUAGAGGUGGAGUGGUGAAUUUUCUGAAUGAAACUAAAGCAGAUAUUUAAGAGUUGCAUGUUUUUUCUAACAAAGACUGGGUAAGCAGGGUUGUUUCCCUUAUUACUAAUAUUUAUUUUUUAUGUCUAAAUAUGUUGUCUCUGAGACUUCUUCUCAUAUAGAUUUGUUUCAUAAAACAAGGAUGUAUGACAGUGAUUCCAAAGGGAGGGUGAUUAUCACGUGGCUAGUUUUUGUUUCCUUCUUCUUUCAUAUGAUUGUAUAUAAAUAGAAAUGCCUGUCUCUUUGCUUCCCACUUACUAAUUGUAUUUUAUGAAAAUUAUUUGGCUUUGUCGGUAUUUAUCCACCUCUUUUGCCAACUGGGUUUGAGAGGGUUUAUUUGGCACAUUUAGAUCUUGAUAAUGAAUAGCAAAUAGAGUGAUAUUUUAUUAAUAUAUGAUAUUUAAUGUUUAUCAUCUACUCAAGUUUCCUAUUUCUGGAUUAUUGAUUUUCAGAAGGUAAAAUUUAUGGUUUAUUUGGACAUUUUUAUUAACUUUGUAACUCAUCAUAAACUAGAAUGAUGAAAAUACUUAUUAAAGCUAAUUGAAAGGAACACACAGCUCCAUGGGAGUUAACCACCCAUUUCAAUAGGAAAAGCCAUGCUUUGAUAUUUCUUUUGUGUGUUGCAUA